UAUGCGUCUAGUCUCACUGCUGCUGUCACACAUGAUCCACCCUCUUCUCUCAUUUUAGAGAUUCUUGUCAUCUGUUCCGUUUGGUGUUGUAGUUUUCCUUUUUGGUCUUUGUUGAAUCCCAAUGUGUUGUUCUCUGUGGCUGGGAAUAGAGGCGGCUGAGUGACCCAUCAAUAACUUCUUGGACAUUCUUUUGUCUCUCCCUUCUCUCUAGGGAUUUGCUGAUGGUGGACUUGUAGGGUGGAUUCCAUCCAGACCAAUCAACAUACUCUUGAAUUUUAAUCACAGUCAAUGUCUGGGAUCGUUUUCAGUUCUACCUUCCCUCUACCGCAUUCCACUACGACAUCAAGGCCAAUUGUUAAAAUGUCUGCAAGUCAAGCAAUAAAUCCCAGUUCCAGAACACUGUUCAAGUCAAUGGUGAUAAAGCCUCCUUCACAUCCAACCUAUGAUAUGGCAGGCAUAAUUAAGCUAGCCCUUGCUGAAGAUGCUGCGAACAUAGGAGAUGUGACUUGUAAGGCAACCAUUCCUGUGGAUAUGGAAGUGGAAGCUCAUUUCUUGGCUAAGGAGGAUGGCAUUGUUGCUGGAAUUGCUCUUGCUGAAUUGAUAUUUGAUGAAGUUGACCCCUCUCUAAAGGUGGAAUGGUCUCGAAGUGAUGGAGACUGUGUUCAUAAAGGACUGCAGUUCGGAAAAGUGUCUGGGCGAGCUCACAACAUUGUAGUAGCUGAAAGAGUGGUGCUUAACUUUAUGCAGCGAAUGAGUGGAAUAGCUACCCUGACCAAGGCAAUGGCCGAUGCCGCACAUCCUGCUACGAUUUUGGAGACUCGAAAAACAGCUCCAGGGCUACGUUUGAUUGAUAAAUGGGCGGUACUAAUUGGUGGAGGAAGAAACCACAGGAUGGGGCUUUUUGAUAUGGUGAUGAUCAAAGAUAACCACAUAUCAAUAGCCGGUGGAAUCAUCAAUGCAAUUAGAUCUGUGGAUAGCUACUUGAAGGAAAGCAACCUUCAAAUGGAGGUUGAGGUUGAAACCAGGACACUUGACGAAGUGAAGGAGGUAUUGGAUUACACAUCUCAUACGAAGUCCGCCUUGUCUCGGAUUAUGCUGGAUAACAUGGUUGUACCGCUGCCAGAUGGUGAUAUUGAUGUGUCUAUGCUCAAGGAUGCUGUACAAUUGAUCAAUGGCAGAUUCGACACCGAGGCAUCAGGAAAUGUUACACUUGAGACGGUGCACAAAAUUGGACAGACUGGUGUAACCUUCAUUUCCAGUGGCGCGCUGACGCAUUCGGUGAGAGCGCUGGACAUUUCGUUAAAGAUUGACACAGAGUUGGCGCUCAAAGUUGGAAGACGGACGAAAAGGGCUUGAUGCUAUUAGGGAUGACGAAUCGAUGAUUCAGUCUCAGAGUCAUUUACAUUUCUAUAUGAGAUGGAGGAAGGCCGAAAUGGAGAAGCUAAAGGCAAAAUCUGAUAUGCUUGCUUGACUAAUAAAUAUAGUAGUAUCCCACUCUUUGGAUUACUAUUACGAGAGAUCGACUUGACGUGACAAUUCUAAAGGAAUCCUCAAUGUUAUGGCUUAAGAGGCCAAUCAAACUCAUUUUGCAAGAGGGAUUAAUUUUAGUUACUAGCUUAUGUCAAUAAUUAAUAUUUAUCGUGCCCUAAUAACCCUUGCAGACUCGCACCCAUUUUUAAUGAGGGAUGCUAUAGUCACUAUUGAAUCCAAUGCGAGGUUAUGACUAUCUUAAAUAACACGAAGUGCAUUUA
Messenger RNA from Linum trigynum, 1751 nucleotides. Lineage: Eukaryota; Viridiplantae; Streptophyta; Magnoliopsida; Malpighiales; Linaceae. The record is from the annotation of a GenBank genome assembly.